Molecule: messenger RNA, 5964 nt
Organism: Anopheles marshallii
Lineage: Eukaryota; Metazoa; Arthropoda; Insecta; Diptera; Culicidae
Product: breast cancer type 2 susceptibility protein-like
Exons: 6
Coding region: 1-5964 (1987 amino acids)
Biological process (GO): regulation of DNA-templated transcription; double-strand break repair via homologous recombination
Source: RefSeq, a predicted model, not a curated record
AUGGAGGAAGUGCCGGCAAGUCCCGUUGCAGUGAAGCGCAAGAAAUUCCGUCGCAAGUUAGGCUCAGUGUUUAAACGAUCCAAAGAAACAGUGGGUUGUGAAAGUUUCAUCGAAGAAUCAUCGUGCGAACAACUAGCGGAGAUGUCUACUAGUGCGUAUAUGGAUGUAACUGAAAGUGAAACAUGCAAGCGUAAACUAUCCACAUUUUACUAUAAUGAAAAUAUCGAUGAAGUAAAGACGGCAAAAGCAAACCCAUUGGCUUCUGCUAUAUUGUUGGAAAAAGCUAGCUCCGUACAGGUACUGGGUCACAUUCCAUCAAGUGAAUUCAUUGCUUCUUCCAAUGAAGCGUUCUUAACAGUGGGCGAACUAGCCAGACGAACUGGAGCCAGUUGUAAAAGUGGAAGUGUGAACCCACAAGAAGCCACAAAACCGCAUAAUUAUAGUUUCACCCAGAUGGAGAUCGACACACAAAUGAUCGAUAUAUUCGAGGCCGCUGAACUGUUGACGGGGUCUGCUAAAGUUAAUCCGCAAUCAAAUCCGAUCACUGAUAAAGCACCGUACUGUGCUGAUAAUAAAACCCCUACAGAGCUAUUCAUCAAUUAUGAUCAUGAUCAAACACCUUCAACCGUGCUGAAAGAUCUAGAUGCAGCAAAAAGUACCCGUACCAUAGUACAAACAAUAUUGGAUGAUUUUACGCUUGAUGAAAGCGAACAGUGCUCAUUAGAGGUCGAUUUUUCCAUCAUCAAAUCGGAAAAUUUGCGAAGAAGAUUAAUUCAGUUGCGUGAUUUAAUCGCAAGUCCACCAAAACCCGUGAAGCGCGACCUGAGUUGUCGACAGUACGGGCGAAGGAAGCAGAAAAAGAAGGAGAAAUUGCUAGCACGACGGUUAAGCUACGACACGGAUGAUUCGUCCAAGGAAGGCCAACCGUUGAGUGACGAUGAGUCUGGAACUUCCACCGUACACAAUACAACCGAUAAUAGCGACUGUGACGUUUCGAUGGAUGGGAUGGCUCUGAACGAAAGUGUCCUUAUUCAAGCAAAUCUUACGCAACUUUCCGCAUUCUUUUCGCAAGCAGGUACGAGCCAGGACAGAGAAUGCGGGGAACGAAACAGUCGAAAGGAAAACAAAUCGACUUCUCUCGAUCGGGAGUCAUCAUUUUACGGAUUUGCUUCUCCUAUUUCGUUGCCAUCAGAUAGAUCAUGUUCUCCCAAGACUAUUCGUUUAAAUUUUACCUCUUUGAGCGAGAUGGAUGAUAAAAGUUUACACGCAGCAGAUGAGCUAAACGCGGGCAGUGUUGAAGAACCAAUCACCAUGGAGCAACUGCUGGAAGAUGAUGAAGAUCUGUUCAUGUUAGCACAUCAUUCGGUGGACAAACAGCAGAAGGAACCUUUAAGAACCCAUUCAGAUGCUAGAACAAAUCCUGUCGAAAGAGGAAUCAGUCCGGAAACUACUGGGGUAGUUGAUUCCCUGCUCAACUUCAACAAAAUACCUGAUGGUACUUCGAUAGAUGACUCUGAUGAAGUAUUACUGAAAGCUCAGGCUAUGUUUGCUGAAGUGGAGGCUGAGCAUAAACACAAUCAAAUACAUUUAGUCCACAAGAGUAUGAUUUCAUCAAACACUGAUGAGAUUAGUUUAAACAAAUUCAAAGCACCCGUCGCCACUAAAACGUCAAUGAUAACGUUCAUGGACGAAAAUCAUGCACUACCUACGAAUACACCCUUCAGUGGAGGAUUUAGUACGGCUGGUGGAAAUAUGAUUGCUAUAUCGAAAAAGGCUCUGGAAAAAGCUCAGAGCAUGUUCGCCGAAGAAGAAGCAAAGCUUCAUCAAGAAAAUGAAUCAGUGGAAGCUGAGCCACAUUCAACAGCUGUUAUUAGUAAACCUAGUCGAGCUGGUUUUACCGGAGGAUUCAGUACUGCUGGCGGCAAUUCUAUAUUCGUCUCGAAGAAAGCUCUCGAAAUGGCACAGAAAACGUUUGAUGAGGAAGAAUCGAAAAUGGAGGGUGAAACCACAACCCCAAACGUAGUUCCAUUUCACGAAUGUUUCUUCAGUACUGCCGGUGGUAGUAAGAUAUCUGUAUCGGAUAAGGCCUUACAAAGUGCCCAGGUAAUGUUUGCCGAAGAAGAAGCUAAAAGCUUCGAAAAUGUGCCAACUAUUGAAUCGAUCGAACCACCCGCAUUUGGCGGAGGUUUUAUAACAGCCAAUGGCAAUAUGAUUGCCGUUUCGAACAAAGCUCUUGCAAAGGCACGCGAAACUUUUGAUGAGAUUGAGCGUAUGGCGGACACUGACGGAGAUGCUAAUGUGCCAGGUGGCAAUAUCGAGAGUAUACCAGACAAAUUACAAGCAGAUGAAGAAUCUAUACAAUGCCACAGAAAGAUCGUUGAAGGAAACAUCAGAUCCGCUUUUGUAGGAGCGUUUAGUACAGCUAGUGGCACCUCAAUAACAGUCUCCAAAACUGCUCUAGAAACGGCACGACAUUUAUUUGACCAAGACGACUUGAGUGUGGACAAAGAGAACCUACCGUAUAAUGGGGGAUCUUUCAAUGGAGGGCUUAGUAUUGCUAGUGGUAGCAAGAUUUCUGCAUCCAAAACUGCACUCGAAAAAGCACACAAAAUAUUCGCCGAAUUGGAAGAUGUUCAUUCUGCUGCGGAGCGUAAGGAUGAUGAAACGAAACGAAUUAAUUUCGGUGGAGGUUUCAGCACAGCGGGUGGUAGCUCAAUUACUGUUUCUAAGGAAGCCCUUGAAAAGGCACAAAUAGCGUUUGACCAACACGAGACAGAUGCAAUGGUCGAUAAAGAAAACAUUGCCAGUAAUGUUGCAGCUUUCACGGGUGGCUUUAACACAGCAAGCGGUGGUACAAUUGCCGUGUCGCUGAAAGCAUUAGAAAAUGCCAAGAAAAUGUUUAUUGAAGAUGAAAAUGAGAUGAUUCCCAACGAAAUCUCAGAAUCUGGAACCAAUGCUACGGUAUCGAAUAAACAAUCCCUCGAAAAAGUUCUGGUAAAUUUUGCCGAGAAAAAUGUGCUUGCUCACGACGCUUCAAGAUCGGUUGGAAUGCAUUCGUUUCCUAUGUUCAAUCGUGCAAGUGGAGCUCGCAUAUCGGUAUCAUCAGAUGCUCUUGCAAAGGCGAAACAACUAUGGAAUGAAUUAGAUGUUGAAGACAAAGAUCUUAUUCCUCCAACUGACGGUUGCCCUACCGAGGCAAAGCAUUUGGAAGUCGCAAAUGAUCAAGAUGAAAACUGUCGUAAACGGAAGCUAUCACUUUCGGAUGAAGAACCGACACUAACUCCAACGAAGAAACAACGCAUAAAUCAUCUUCAGCCAGUGUUUCAAACUAGCACACCAGCAGCACCGAUUAUAGCCACGAAAAAAGCGGAAUCGUCCGAAGUAUCCGGGAAGCCCACGGGUGAAUCAACAUCCGCACAAGAUGUGGAUGAAUUUUUUGCACAACUCGAUGAUAACGAAUUUCAGGAACUAUUUGCUGGCCAACAAACGGUCGGAAGGAAGCAUAAUAAGCUGCUUUCUAAGUUUGAGCAAUGCUCCAACACGAAACCAAUCAAACCUCCUACCAAGCUGACCGGUUCCGAUUGGGAUGAUAGUUUUACGGAGAUCAUACCUAACCUUCCUGCGUCGGAUGAAUCGAAUGUGAAUCUUGCGCCAACUUUCCUUAAACCACCAGAAGCGGUACAACAGCUACGCAGGGAAGCUUUACAGCAACAGCUGCAGUACAUCGAAAGUAAACCGGAAGAUGCGUGCAAACCACGAUUGUUCGAAUUUUGUAGCAAAAAAUUACAAAAGGAUCGUGUUGGAUUGAAGGAGUUCGUAGAAGGAAACGGUCCCCAGUUAGCACAAACAUCCAUUCGUACGAUGAAUGUGACCCAGGAAAAUGUUAUGCAGUUUCGUUUCAAUGUGGCAGAUUAUUAUGGGGAAACCUUUAGUAAUAGCAACGCAACUGGUAUUUCCAUUGGAACGAAUGGAAAAGAAGGUUACUUACUGAUGGAUGCCAACUCAACGCUUGGAGUGGAAGAGUUCAAGCAUUCAUUUUUCGCCUCGCCUGGCAUUGAUCCUCGACUCGUGCCACAAGGAUGGAUCGAAAACGGAUGGCGCUGGAUCGUGACCAAACUGAGUGCUUUGGAGCGUAAUUUUAGCACCUACUUCCAGGGUGCCCUAUCGCCGGAAAAUGUGUUCCACCAGUUGCAGUAUCGAUAUUAUGUAGAAAUCGAUUCCGCACGACGACCGGCUUUGAGGAAAAUGCUCGAAAAAGAUGAUAUUCCAAGCCGUCGAAUGGUGCUGUUUGUUGCAAACGUGUUUCAUAAUGUUGGACCGGUCGGCACGGAACUGGAACUCUCCGACGGAUGGUACAGUGUGCGUACCGAGAUUGAUCCUCCACUAGCGGAGGCUGUACGCUGUGGUAAAAUUGCGAUCGGUACCAAACUAAUGAUUCAGGGUGGGGAACUGUUAAACCACAAGGAUGGUUGUUCGCCGCAAGAAAUACCGCAGGACGUGCGGUUAAAAAUCUGUACUAAUUGCACGAGACGAGCCCGAUGGUCUGUGAAGUUGGGUUACUUCCGAUGUCCAGUACCGUUCUCGAUCGAGUGCAACGCCAUCCACGAACGGGGUGGUUUGAUCGCUCGUGUUCGGGCGAUCAUCGUCCGAGUGUAUCCACUGAUGUAUGUAGAAAAGUCUUCCAACGAUGCGCAAGGAUCGGUUCUACGAUCGGAGCGCAUGCAGCUAAGGCACAGCAGAAGGAACGAUGCGAACCAAUUGGAAACGUUGCACAAACUGUACAACCGUGUGCAGGAAGAAAUUGAACGGGAACGGGCGGCUGUAAAUUUGAACAAAAACAUCCGUGUGACGGAGAGUACAACAACCGCUGAACUACAGGAGUGUCUUGAAAAUGGGCUCGAUGUUUCGUUUCUCGAUAUCGAACUUACACACUCUCAACAACUUGUGAUAGAACAGUUCCAGCAGCGAAAACAGGAAGAACUGCAGAAUGAAAUCAAUCGGCGAGUGAAGGCUCAGCUUGAUAAGAAUGUUGGUCGUCCAACGGUUACGGCUCUACUUAAAGUCCGGCUGAUGGAUCGCUUGCGGCCGGAACGAUCGUUCCUACUCUCGAUUUGGCGUCCCAUUGACGAAGUACGCCGUGUGCUGCAGGAGCAGCGCUUAAUCGAGUUCAGUCAUCUGACAGCUCAUGGGACAAAGAAUAACGAUGUACAGCUCACAGCUCAUAAGGCCAGUACGUACAGAAGAGUUCCACUGGUAGAAGGACACGAACUUCCAUCUGUGCAUCAGGGGCCCUUUUUUCGUACCAUUACUCCCAUCGGUACGAUUGAUGGCAUAAACUUUCGUCCCUCGUUCGGGGAGUUUGAUACGAUCGGUGUGGUUGUACUCGUCGGGACGGCCGAAUCGAAAAAGUUCCAAUCGAUCUAUCUCGCCGAUACGGCAAUGGAUUUGUUGUGCAUCAAUUUCUGGCACGGGUUGACCGAGUAUGCCUAUGACGAUGUGAUCCGGGAGCGUAAGAUCCUUUGCGUAGCUAACCUACAGUGGCGUACGUUCAGCCGUCAAACACCAGGCAUACCGCAAUCGUUUGCUACCGAGUUCACGACCUUUAUUGAAAAUCCUCGCGAAGCGCUACUGCGCGGUGAAAGAGAUCGAUUCCAGCUGCAGUUAGAUGCGAUCGAGCAGGAACAGUUUUUCCAACGCUGCCAGGAACGUGUUGGUGAGCUGCUGAUGAACUCUAGCACCGGCAGCAUCGGAACGCCGUACCUACAGCGGUCAGUGAGCAGGUUGCAACAUUCAACCCCGCUAGGUGGCAACAGUACCACGAAACGGAAAAUCGAAACGCUAGCAUCGAUCUACGCGAGUCCACCGAAAAUGUCGCCAAUUGCGAUAGGGCGGAAUCCGAAUCUUCGCCGGGGAUUCAAAACACCGGCCCGACUGGAAGAAGAGACGGGAGAUCGUGAGAAUUGA